UGAUUGAAUGUGAGAGCAGGCGGAAGAAAGGCAGCAGCGGCAGAGGGAGGGCGUUUGCUCUCAGUGAACAGCACAACUCAGCUGCUGCAGUCAGGGCAUCAAUUUUGUAUAGGCGUUGAGUGCGGUGCCAGUGCGUUCGCUAGCAUUGGUGCUGAGGCUUCCCCUCUCCCUGCCAGCCUCUUUACCGCUGACCAUGGAGAGCAGCUCGCGUCUCGCUCGACCACAGAAUGAUGGGGGGCGAUACGAGCUGUCUCUAUAGGCAUGUCCGCGUCCGAUUCUAGCGCAGCGCUGCUCAGCUGCAAGAGUUCUGCUGAUUCCUACACGAGUAGACCAUCGGAUUCCGACCUGUCCCUGGAGGAGGACAAGGAGGCGUCUCGGCGUGAGGCCGAGCGCCAGGCCCUGCUCCAGCUCGAGAGAGCCAAGACCAAACCUGUGGCAUUUGCAGUGAGAACCAAUGUCAGCUACUGCGGGGCUCUCGAUGAAGACUGUCCGGUUCAGGGUGCAGCCAUCAACUUUGAAACCAAAGAUUUCCUACAUAUAAAAGAGAAGUAUAAUAAUGACUGGUGGAUCGGGAGGCUGGUGAAGGAGGGGGCAGAUAUUGCCUUCAUCCCCAGCCCUGUUAAACUGGAGGCCAUGCGGAUCAAGCAGGAACAGAAAGCAGCACAAAGGAAAAUGGGAGGAAAUGCUUCAUCUGGAGGCUGGCGGUCUACUCCUCCUUCUGCAGCCAAACAGAAGCAGAAGCAGACAGAGCACGUUCCACCCUAUGAUGUAGUUCCAUCCAUGAGGCCUGUUGUUCUGGUCGGCCCCUCGCUGAAAGGCUACGAGGUGACUGAUAUGAUGCAGAAAGCCUUGUUUGACUUCCUGAAACACAGGUUUGAUGGGAGGAUUUCUAUCACAAGGGUGACUGCAGAUCUGUCUCUGGCCAAGAGGUCUGUAUUGAACAAGAAAGCUAUCAUGGAGAGGUCGAACACACGCUCCAGUCUGGCGGAGGUGCAGAGUGAGAUUGAAAGAAUAUUUGAACUGGCUAAAAGCCUGCAGUUGGUGGUCUUGGAUGCAGAUACUAUCAACCACCCCGCACAGCUUCUCAAGACCUCUCUCGCCCCCAUCAUUGUCUAUGUCAAAGUGUCCUCUCCAAAGGUUCUUCAAAGACUCAUUAAGUCUAGAGGGAAAUCUCAAAGCAAACAUCUCAAUGUGCAAAUGAUGGCUGGAGAUAAACUAGCACAGUGCCCACCAGAAAUGUUUGAUGUUAUACUGGAUGAGAAUCAGUUAGAGGACGCCUGCGAACAUUUGGCCGAAUAUUUAGAUAUAUACUGGCGUGCCACUCACCUGCCAGGCUCCGCUCCCUUGAACCCUUUAGUGGAGCAAAAUGUAGUAACACCACCCUCAGCCAACUCUAGCCAACAGUUCUCAGAGACGCAGGAGCUAAUUGAAUGAGCACUAUCACAAAUAAGGAGUGACACAGAACAUUCCAGAAAGACCCCCAGAAAAUUCCUCAAAGGCCAGCCACUCACUGCCCCAGAAUGAGACGGGGCUCAGAGCAGCUGCCCCCCUGAUGAGAAAGAGGAGGAACGGAGGGUGGAGAAUGAGAUGAGGGUCAGCGGAGAAGUGGACCAAUCCCAGCCUCACUGACAGUGACAACACACACCCUCCCCUGCACUAACACAUGUGUCGUCCUUUACAUCUCAGGACCACCCUGCUGCAGGCCUUCAGCCAAAACACACACACAGGUAUACACACAUUCAACUGGUCUGAACAUCCCUGCUGAGCCCCAUGCUGAGAUCAACAGGGGUUUCCCUCAACCCCUUGGUGGUACCGUCUGUCCGCCAGGUUCUGCCAGCCUGACUCUCAUCUCUGGGGUGAGGCUGGCACUGGCAUCAGAGCAUCCAUACAAUGCCCUCACAAAGAAGGGCACCUCAUGCUACUAACAUCCAAUCCGCUCACUCAGUCUUCACCUCCUGCAUCGUUUUUGUUUUAUUUAUACCUUUUGCACAAUACACUUAAUUUCAAUCAAUCGUCAAAUACAAUUUACUCACAAUUAAUAACCCAAAAGGCUUUAUGUAGCACAACCCUCAAAUGACUAAUUCAUAUACUGAAAUCACACUUGGGACUUUUUGUAACUGAAAACGUUUUUAUUUUUACAUUAUGUGCUGUUCUACUGUUCUUGUGCUUUUUCAUCAUAUUUACUGGAAACUUUAAGUUUACGUUAACCAGGGUAAAUCAGCUAGUAACUAAUCAGUAUUUCCAAUCACACUGCACCUCUUCAGAUCAAUGAAAAGCAGACCACAUGAAUGUUUGUACAUCUUUUGCCUAGAUCUCAGUAUUGCACUAAACAGCCUAACAUGUUACUUAUUUUGUCUAUCAGUGGUUCUCAACUGAGACCUCGCAGUUCUGACACCGACAGCAGGUGAUAAAACUAUGCUAAAUGCUCAGAAUAAAAUGCAACUAAUAUUAUUAUCUCGCAUAGUUAGGAUGACAAGAGAGAAAAUUAAACGUCUAAUCAAGCUAGAUGUAACCCUGGACCACAAAACCAGUCG
Messenger RNA from Labeo rohita (rohu), 2534 nucleotides. RefSeq names its product calcium channel, voltage-dependent, beta 3b (gene cacnb3b). The transcript has 14 exons. Gene Ontology annotation, cellular component: voltage-gated calcium channel complex. The record is from RefSeq and is a predicted model, not a curated record. Lineage: Eukaryota; Metazoa; Chordata; Actinopteri; Cypriniformes; Cyprinidae. Gene Ontology annotation, biological process: calcium ion transmembrane transport; chemical synaptic transmission; regulation of voltage-gated calcium channel activity. Bases 262 to 1434 code for a protein of 390 amino acids. Gene Ontology annotation, molecular function: high voltage-gated calcium channel activity; protein binding.